CUGGAGCGGACGCUUGACCCGGAAGUGCUCUCGGGUAGGCGGGACCAACUCCGCGCUGAAGGAUACUUCCGGGGCAGCAGGAGCAGCUUUUCGUCAGCGGUGGCGCCGGCAAUGAUCUAAUCAUGUCAGAUAAAGAUGAUAUUGAGACUCCAGUGAUAACUGAAGCAAGCUCCAUCCUUGAAGAUGGGAACUGUGAGCUGGCCCCGAAUCCUGAGUCUGCUGAGCAAAGUGCCAAGCCAGAGGUUAAUUCGGAACCUGUAGUUUUCACUCGGAAAAGACCGGAGUCCAGACCUUCCAUUGACCUUGAGACUUCAGAAGUUCUCCCUGUUGAGGCCUCACAGGCUGCAGGCAAAGAGACUGUUUCCAAAGAUGUACCUCAGACGGGAUGGGGAUAUUGGGGCAGCUGGGGCAAGUCCUUACUCUCUUCAGCCUCAGCUACAGUAGCUACAGUAGGCCAAGGUAUUUCAAAUGUCAUUGAGAAGGCAGAGACUUCUCUUGGAAUUCCUAGUCCCAGUGAAAUUUCAACAGAAGUCAAGCAUGCAACAGGAGAGACAAAUGCCAAAGAUAAUGCAAACUCUUCCCCAAUGACUGGGCCAUUUGGUGUAUUCUCAACCAUCUCUACUGCUGUUCAGACCACAGGAAGGAGCGUAAUCAGUGGGGGUUUGGAUGCCUUAGAAUUCAUUGGGAAAAAGACAAUGGAUGUAAUAGCAGAAGGGGAUCCUGGAUUUAAAAGAACGAAGGGUCUGAUGAACCGGAAUUCUACAUUGUCCCAGGUGUUACGAGAGGCAAAGGAGAAAGAAGAGCUGUGGACCUCCAAUGAGGUUACCGUGGAAACAGACAAGAAAACUCAUUAUGGGCUACUCUUUGAUGAAUUUCAAGGCCUCUCGCAUCUAGAAGCUCUGGAGAUGCUUUCCCGAGAAAGUGAGAUGAAGGUGAAAUCUAUUCUUAAUUCUUUAAGUGGAGAAGAAUUAGAGACUCUGAAACAUGAAUUGGAGCAACUCAAGGAAGCAUUUUCCCUAGCAGAGUUCUGUGAGGAAGAGGAAGAAGAGAAAGAAGGGGAUGAAGACUUUACCAAAGAGGUAACAGAGCUAUUUUCCCAGCUUCAUGUCUCCUCCAAACCUGAGAAGCUUGCCAGAGCAAGAAAUAAUGCCUAUGAAUGGAUGAGUACAUCUCUGGGCAAGCCAUUAGAAGAGAAAGAAGAAGGAGAAAAACAGUUGGAAACAGAAAAAACUGAGCAAAUCAGUAAAAAUUCAAUAGAGGAUAUCCAUGCAUUUGCAAUCCGGAGCCUAGCAGAACUGACUGCCUGCUCAAUUGAACUGUUUCACAAAACAGCGGCUCUGGUUCUGCAUGGCCAGAAGCAGGAAGUGACAGCCUUAGAAAGGAGCAGAGCCCUUUCCCAGAUGACCAUUGUGCUGUGUAAAGAGUUGUCUUCUCUGUCUAAAGAGUUCACCACCUGCCUAACAACUGCCGGGGUCAACGAAAAAGCAGAUAUCCUUAAUCCCCUAAUCACUGCUGUAUUUCUAGAGGCAUCAAACAGUGCUUCCUAUAUUCAGGAUGCCUUUCAGCUGCUCUUACCUGUGCUGGAGAUCUCUCUCAUUGAGAACAAGACUGAGUUACCAGAGGCAUGAGCUGCAGGCCCAAGACCUUUGUCAGAACAUUGGAGAACAGAGGAGAUUCAACCCAUAACUUGUGAUGGCCAAGAAUGCCACUCUCUUUUGGGUACCCCUGACAACGUGAAAGAGAAAGGAUUAUUUUUAGUGCAUAGAGUUUAGGCAGGAGAGCAGGUGUUUAAAGGAGGUUUGUUGCCUUCCCUGCUUGGCUGAAGUAUUCAGGUCUUCACACUGCUCUUCCAAGUUGUUAUAAUUAUUAAAUUAUUUGAAGAGAAAUUUUUAUAGAAAGUUCAAGAAUGAUAGCUCUAGAUAAAGGUUAAUGGAAUAUUCAGGCAAAAAUAUUGGUUUUUCUUGGACAUGAUGCAAAACACUAAUAAUUUUGUCAUGGUUACAUAUAAUUUUGCAGCCAGUGGAUAUAAUUGGUUGUGAAGCAAGAGAAAAAAAUAUAUAGUAUCCUAGAAUUCAUGUGCUUGAUCUAUUAAUGCCAUGUCCUUUCUCCUUUCUAUAAUAAAAUCUGUGGCUUUGAGGAAACAGUAUGUAGAAACUGUAAUGAUCACCUUUUAUUGCCUAAAUUGUUGGAAUUGGUUAGAAAGUUUCAUGUGCUCUUUAAUUCUCAGCAGGUAUUUGGUACUGAGGAGGAACUUAGGAAAUGUACUUGAAGCCACAUGAAUUAACUACAGCAAGGUGCCCUUUGAUUUCAAAUUGUUCUCCUACCCUGAGGUGACAGGCUUCACUUUUAGUUGAGCCCCACUCGCCUGGGUUCCAGACCAGUAAGCGCAGCUCAGAGAGACUGUUCCAUGUUUGCAGGAAUUCUGAGUCUCUCCAGGGUGGUCCUCACGUGUGCCUUACAUGCAGGAGAAGCUCUGCACAGCCAGCUCCAAGGGAGUAUGGAAGCCCUUUUAGUAAUGGGGUUUGCGGUAUUUGAACAUUGUUGAAGGGGACUGUGGAGUCCCACAGAAAUGAUGUUCAUUUAUAACAGGAUUUAACCUGUAAGACACAAUAUGUUUUUCUUACUCUUUUUUGUUUGAUUUUAAUGUAUUCCUUAGCAUGUUUAUAAAUACAACUUUUAUCCUUCACAUCUUAAGCCUUCUUUUGCUCUCUUCAACAAUGUGAGAGGCUAAUAAGGUGUUACCUUCCUAAAAAUUAUGUGGUGUCCACUCUUUUUUUAAGAAAAAUUCUCCAGCUUUGUGGUUGGAGGUAACUUUUGUGAGCACUACUGCUCAUCUUCUAAAACCUUUAAAUAAAGUAAUUGUAUUGGUCAAUCAUUUCACUUUUCCAUACAUAAGCCCUAGUAUCUUUUUCAAACCAAAGGAAUAGCAAAGCAAAGCUUUAGUAUUGAUUGAUCUCAACACCGUUUCUAUAUAAUCGUCUUAUUUGGGGGUAUGAGGUAGGUUGUAAGUGAGGAGGAAACAGAUUUGAGCUAGAAAGGUACACCAACAGCACUAUAAUUUUACUCUGCUUAUAUUCAGUGCUAAUAUGGUCAGAAAAGUUUUUGAACAUUGCUUUUUUUUAGAUAAAUUUCACCCUUCCCAAUGUAAUUCUGAAAUUUCAGAAAAAACAAACAGUUGCCCAUGGCUAAGAAAGCUGGUGUUCCCAGGCCUGGGUCCUCAAGCCCAGUUGCUGUGCCCGAACCCAGAUGCUCUGAGUAGGGUAUUCCGUGAGCAAGGUCUAGGAAACGGCCACAUGCCGACCACCGGUUCAUACUCUUGUACAUGGCAGUUUGCGGUGUUUACUUUUCAGUCUAGAAACCUAGCUAAGGAUUUUCUUUCAAGAAGAGGGAUAUAGAUAUGGGGGACAGAACAGUGACUCUCUUUAUGUGCCUAUCCUGAUUUUGACCAGUUAUAGAUUAGACAUUACAGAAGGCAGAUGUGACUCACUGCCUCUUUUUUCUCACUUAUCCCUCUCAUCAGUGUCCCCCACCCCCCCAAGUGUUUUUUUUAAUGGAUUUAUGGGUCCAUCAGUGAAACAAUGAUGAAAGGACCAAUUAAUUCUGCAUAACAAUUGCCUUUCACCUAAAAUAUAAUGAGAAAGAAUGAAAGUUCCUUGACUAAGUGAGUAGAGACAGAAACAUAGCAUAAAAAUUCAUUGGCAGUGAAAAAGUAAUUCAGGGGAUACUUGGGAACCUACUAGAUUAUGGUGAUGAUUAUUGUGUGUUCUUCAUUCUGUUUGGGGUGGGUAUGGGAUGUAGUUUCUUGAUGAUACCUUGUCUCUUGGUGCUAUUUAAAAAAAUUUUUUUGUGUGUCUAAAGUUUACUACUAAUGUCUGAAUAUGUGCUGUGCUUCCCACUUUCCAAUUCACUAAACACCGUACUGGUAAAAUGUAUAGUUA
This is a messenger RNA of Suricata suricatta (meerkat), 3938 nucleotides long. RefSeq names its product family with sequence similarity 114 member A2 (gene FAM114A2). The record is from RefSeq and is a predicted model, not a curated record. NCBI's taxonomy places the organism in Eukaryota, Metazoa, Chordata, Mammalia, Carnivora, Herpestidae. The coding region runs from base 123 to 1628 and encodes 501 amino acids. The transcript has 14 exons.